This is a messenger RNA of Mangifera indica (mango), 1262 nucleotides long. Its product is annotated as ubiquinone biosynthesis O-methyltransferase, mitochondrial. Gene Ontology annotation, molecular function: 2-methoxy-6-polyprenyl-1,4-benzoquinol methyltransferase activity. Bases 207 to 1097 code for a protein of 296 amino acids. The transcript has 10 exons. NCBI's taxonomy places the organism in Eukaryota, Viridiplantae, Streptophyta, Magnoliopsida, Sapindales, Anacardiaceae. The record is from RefSeq and is a predicted model, not a curated record. Gene Ontology annotation, biological process: ubiquinone biosynthetic process.
AAAUUAAGGCCCCGAUAUGGCCUAUGAAGCACACGAACGCCCUCUGUAAAAUUGCGGACUGUGCCUCCGCGGUGCUAUAAUCAAGCAGAUCGACCCUACUUCCAACAGUUUCUGAGUUGAAUGCUUUGCGGCGUCGGCAGUGGUUUUGUCUGAGCUUCCUAAGCAGCAGAGCGAGGAUUCAUUAUUUUCCUAUCAAACGAAAAGAAAUGUUUCCCAAAUCGUUGAUGAGGCAACUACGAAUUCUGAGAAACAGACCUCUUCUCAAUCUCAGAUAUUUCUCUGAUAGUUCUUCAACAACGGCCUCUCAAUCUUCUAAUCCCACAAUUAUUGCAAAUAAACUCGACAACCAUUCACCUCCUUCCUCUUUAAAUCAUCUCGAACUCGCUAAAUUCUCGGCCAUUGCAAACACAUGGUGGGAUUCUCAAGGACCCUUUAAACCAUUGCAUGCAAUGAACCCUACCAGACUGGCUUUCAUUCGCUCCACUCUUUGUCGACAUUUCAGAAAAGAUCCUUAUUCUGCUAGACCUUUUGAAGGACUAAGUAUUGUUGAUGUUGGUUGUGGAGGUGGAAUUCUUUCAGAGCCUUUGGCACGAAUGGGAGCUACUGUAACUGGCAUUGAUGCUGUGGAGAAAAAUAUAAAGAUUGCCCGUGUUCAUGCUGAUCUAGAUCCAGAGACUUCAACAAUUGAUUACUGUUGGACAACAGCUGAAAAGCUUGUGGAGGAACAGAGGAAGUUUGAUGCUGUGAUUGCUUUAGAGGUAAUCGAGCACGUGGCAGAUCCUGCUGAAUUCUGCAAGUCUUUGGCUUCAUUAACUGUCCCAAAUGGAGCUACUGUGAUUUCAACAAUUAACCGUUCUGUGAGAGCAUUCACAGCUGCCAUUGUUGCGGCAGAAUACAUCCUCCGUUGGCUUCCUAGAGGGACACAUCAGUGGUCAAGUUUUCUUACACCUGAAGAGCUAGUAUUAAUACUAGAACGAGCGUCAAUCGAUGUGAAAGAGAUGGCAGGAUUUGAGUACAACCCACUAGCAGGUAAAUGGUCUUUAUCUGAUGAUAUUAGUGUAAACUUCAUUGCUUUUGGUACCAAAAUCCCUCAAUAAAAAUUGUUCUUGGGUAAGACUUUUCAUGCAUAAACCCAAUGCAUAAAUUUCCAGAGUAUCUUGAUCCUGACUGAAAUGUUUAGUGUUUAUUAUCACUCACAGUGACUAGGUUGAGGAUAUUAUAUCAAUUUUGUGAAAGUUGAAAUAUUAUCACCAACUUGCUAA